CCAAUGUUCGCCACCCAUACAUCCUUUUGUGAGCAACACUGUGAGGAAAAGACGCCGUCGACACAAAAUCAACCCAAAAUUAGAGUCAGAUUUCGCUACUUUCAAGAUGUCGUAUAAAGGGAGUCGGAUGACCGGGACCAGCCGGGUGUUCCCGUGUCCAGAUCCCAACGCCCCAAUUCCCAUCCCUACCAAGAUCUUCUCCAGUAGUACCAUCGUGGAGAAGAUGAUGCUUAAUUGCAGUGGCCACUCAACUCUACAGGACAUUGUGAACCUUGACCUGUCCAACAGGCGCAUUUCGACCCUUGACCCUGCUGUGUUCUCUCGUAUGAGCAGCCUGGUAGACCUGAACUUGACCAACAACCGUCUGACCGGUUUCCCUCUCUCACUCGGAUUACGCCAUCUCAAGAAACUCAACUGCAACACCAACCUCCUCAAGUCUGUGCAGACUCUGGAGCAGUUCCCUAAUGUAGAGGAGCUUCACAUUGAGAACAAUGAACUCACGGUUGCUGACCAAUACAUUGCUGUCUACAUGCUUCCCAAGUUGAAGGUGUUGAACGGGAAAGAGGUAGAUCUCAGAGAAACAAUCCUGAAUAUGGAAGAAACCCUCCAAGAACAGGUACAUAUCUUGUGGGCAGAGAGCUGUGCUCCUCUUUUGAAAGAUCCUAUGAGCAAGGCAGAGAUUCAGAUGCUUGAGCAGCAAUUCAUUGAACUUCUCAAGACUCAAGUACAGUUUGGACCAGACGCCCUUACAGACUUCACACAUCACAUGCUUACCGUAUUAGCCGAGAAGUGUGUACGGCAGAUGACUGCUCAUCUACGUAAGAUCGCCGAGCCGGGCACACCCAUAUCCAAGGUACAGAUCGUGGUCAGGAACGAGGCUGGAGCCUCGGCACACAGAGCACACAUGAGCAACGGCAAUGCAGCCGCACUUGCUAAAUCAGUUGAGAAGAGACAACUGCAAGCUCAAGCUAGCGGUGUACAGGAACCCGCCCAGAAGAAGGCCAAAGCAGUACAGGCCGGUGUCUCCCCCAAGGGCAAGGUCCCCAAGACGUCGGCCAAGCGGAAGAUGAUAGAAGCUCAGAAGAUGCAAGACACUGGGGUGGUUGAAGGUAUGGAAGAGGAACCCAAGCCGGAGAUCAAAGCAGAAGAGGUGGUGGAUGAGGUGGAUGAAGAAAUGGAGAGCCAAGGUUCUAACCAGGAAUGUGGUAUUGCGUAUGAGCCUGUCCAUCUCUUGAGAUGUCAUUCUGUAGACAAUGACCCGACGGACUGUAAGACCAACGUAUGGAAAUGUGCAUUCGAACCAAACCCUGAAAUAGAAGGUGCAAGUAAAUGGACUGUUGCAACAUGUGGCAGUAACCAGGUUUGUGUCAUUGACUGUAACUCUGGCAAGGUACUCAAGAAAUAUCAACACACAAGAGAGAAAGAGGAGUUCUACUGCAUUGCUUGGACCAAGCUGAGCGUCAUCACCGACUUGCACCGCAGACCCACCACAGUCCUGGCUGCAGGGGGUGUGCGUGGUUCCAUCAAGCUACUCCACACCACCCAGCUACUCUGCUAUGCUGAGAUCAAAAUAGCCAAAGCAAAACCAGUCAACUGCUUGCUCUUCCAUCCAAAGAGACCCACAUGGCUCUUCUGUGGUUCAGAAGACAUCACUGUCAUUGACAUUGGUGUUCCACAUGGACCGGACCUCAAAACCAGACACAAGAAACUAUUCACAUUGGAAGCACCUGGUAGAUGUCUUGGGUUAGUGAUCUGUCCCAAGUCUAACUUCCUGAUGGCUGGCUGUGACAAUGGAUGUUAUGGGUGGGAUCUAGAUGUCAAGGGACCCAUCGCCAAAACAGAAAAGACCCACAGUGUAGAGUUCCUGUUGCCAAGUAAGGCAAGGCUGAUGGGGGAUGAGGAAGAGGUAAUAGAAGACAGUGGAGAGAAGGAAGGAGACAUGAUUGAUGGACUUGCACUUCUCAAAAACGAUCUUAUUGCAAGCAAAGUGGCGUGUGAUGGUGCCAUUCACGUAUGGAGUCUGUCCAAGUCUCGUAAGCGCCAGGUACCAGGAAGCAAAGAGGUGACCAUUGAUCCUCAUUACACGUUAGAAUGGUGCGACUCAGACAGCGUCUACCUCGACAUUGGCACAUGGCCAGGAUGUGGAGUGUUGGUGAGUGGUGAUGAUCAAGGAGAGGUCUGGGUUUACGAUGUCAGCAAGAAAGUCCAUUCAAAGAAUAGGAAGCCAGUCAAACCAAGUCAGCUUCUUCCUUGGCCUGAAAACAACGAGCAAGAGAUUGAAGAGGAGGAGGAGGACACAAAGAUCAAGGAAAUAUCAGAUCAGGAAGCAGAAGCAAUCCUCAAGCAACAGGAAGCAGAAGCAGGCAUCAAGCAACAAGAGGAGGACCCUGAGGCCAUUAAACAACAGGAGGAGGAGGUUGAAGCCAAACCAGCUGAAGAGAUGGCUCAAGAACAAUCCACAGCGGAGAGUGCAGUGGCACAAGUCUUGGAGGAAGUGGUUUCUCAGGUUGUGGGUGAUGACGGUAAAGAGGAAGUUGUUGCUGCUGUGCAGGAAUCGGCUGAGGAGCCAAAAGAGGAGGAGAAACCAAUGGAGAUACCCGUGGAGGAUGGACAGAAGGAGGUGGCAGAAGCUGCCAUGGAAGUAGUAGAGGUUGCUCCGAUGGCAGUCAGUGAAGUAGAGGUGGAGGAGGAAAAGGCCAAGGAGGAGGAGGUGGUCGCAGAGAGUUCAAAAGCAGCUGAGACCGAACAAGAGAAGGUGGAAGAAGCAGAGAUCGUAGAGGCAACAUCAGAAGACAAAGAUGCUAAGAUGGAGGAAGGAGAAGAGAAGGUGGGGGAUGAAGUGGAGGUAACAACACCACAGAAAAGGGGGAGAGGACGUCCUAAGAAGGUCCUCAAUGCAACAGAAGAAGCAGCUAAGCAAGCCAAAGAAGAAGCAGCUAAGCAAGCGAAAGCAGAACGAGAAGCAACACCAGGUACUCCACGGGGAAGAGGAAGACCUAAGAAAGUUGCAUCUCCGGGAGCAUCUCCUAGAGUAUCUUCCGGAGAUAAAGACUCUGAAAAGCAGCAAAGAGAUUCGUCACCCAGAGCAGCAGCAACCUCAUCCGCAGCCCAGACCGCCAGGGCAAGGCGGGAAGCAAAGAUCCAGGAGGCUGCCAAGCAAGAAGCAGCCAAAAAAUCCAAGUCGGCUAAGAUUAAGGCAGUCAAAGCUGAGAAAAAACUUGAGGAGAAAGCCAAGAAGAGGGCUGAGGCGGAGAAGGCCAAGGCAGAGAAGGCCCAAGCCAAAGCAGAUAAUGCCAGGGCAAGGGCCGAGAUCGCAGAAUUGAGACAAUCCCUGAAGAAAUCCAAAGGAGCUGAAGAGCUGAUGAACCUCGCUGACUCGGAAGACAGGAUCAUCGUCAACGACGUCGCAAUCAGCUCGGACUGCAAGUUUAUCGUUUCCGUUACAAACAAGAACCUCAUCUGUGUAUGGCAGAGAGUAUAAUCCUGUCUCCAGUGUGUUCUGUAUAGUUCCUUUGUAAAGUAUUGAUUCCUAGUUGCUACUUGACUGAACAUUUACUAUUUCAGGAAGCCUCUAGUCCCAAAAACCACACUUUGCAUUGCAACUGUUAUUGUAAAUAAUGCAGUCAGAUGCUUGCAUUUGGAUAAAUGGUACUUGAAUCAUCAGUUUAUAUGCUAUCAUGUUUUUUUUUAAUAAAAAAGCUAACUACAUGCAAUCUUGUUUGAAAAAUUUGUAUUAUACUGAGUCUUACUGACAUAUACUCCUCUUUCUUCCUAUCCUGAAAUUUGUUAAUCUAUGGGACGAUCGAUUUGUCAUUUGUUCCUAAACUUUUAGAGGUAGCUUUCAACUUUCUCUAUCCUAUUGACCCAAGAAGAUAAAGUGUACAUUUGCUUCAUAUAUAGUGCUUUCUGCUCCAACUCCAUGUGAUUGAGUUUUAAUGGAUUUUAAGUUUAUGCAGUAUUUUAUAUUUUAUUUAAGUCCUUCAUAAAUUUAUUUUUCUCAAUAUCUGAAUUUUAAUUUAUGAUCAUGGGUAGAAUAUAAAUUUUGAAGCCCUCCAAUGAAAUACAUAAUGUUUUAAUGAUUUUUGCAUGAUGUAGAAUUGUUAUCACUAUCAACGUUAAUUUGUUUUCAUGUUCUAUUAAUUCACACUUUUUAUAAAGCUACUUCAAAGACAAUCAUAUUUCUUUCAGACGUCUGUUAAUCAUACACCCAUCUGUGUUUACUGAUGUUUGUGUAAAGAAGGUACAUACUUUAGCACGUUACCUAAGUUUAAUUAUUGUAAGUUGGUACCAAAUUUGUAACGGGAGUGCUUUAGAAGUGCAUCAGAAGAAGCAGAAUUCUCACCCCACAUCACAACGCUCUAGUUGUAUCCUGCACAGUAGUAGCAUAAUAAUCAAAUUUUCCCUUGGAUAGCAUAUCACCCUUUCCACAUUCAUCACUGCAUAUUUACUACUUUUUGCUGAACUCAUAUUCUCAAAUGUUAAACAUCUUUUAGUACGCUCCAGUGUACUUGUUAUCAAUGGUUUAUGUAGAUCGAGUGUAAAUUUUGCUUUUUUAGGGUAGUGUUGAUUAUGUUUUUACUCCCUAAGUCAGGCCAUUAUCUACAUCCUGGCCAUAGGGUUGCCAAAUGCUUGUAAUCAGGUGUAUUUUAAAUGGAUUUGCAAUUGAUGAUACUGCUCUGAUUUUUGUGGUAAUUUGGAAUAUCGACUCGAUCUUUUGAAAAGAUGAAUCUAGGAUAUUUAUGUAUACUGUUGGAAUGACUCGGUCCUUUGUAGAUACAAAAACAUGUUUCAUCCCUAAAUAAGCGAUUGUGUUUCAUAGGUGUAUAUUUGAAAAUAUUUUACACAUUCCUGGCAAACAUGUACACUAUAGAGAACAAAAGGAGAGAGGAAAUGCCAUGCUUUUUGUAGGGGAAAAUGAAAUAUAUAAGCCAAUAAAUUUCAUUUUCUUGAGGUACCAUUCUUAACUUCCCUGAACUCAUCCAUUGUCAAUCUGGGCCCGGUUUCAUAAAACUUGUCAUCAGUGAAAAAAGCUGAAUUUCUAUGACAAAUAUGCUCCCAACCAAUCAAAUGCCACGAUUUUAGUAGCUUAUAACAGUAAUAGUAAUUUGUCACUUAUAACAAGUUUUGUGAAAUGGGGGCCUGGUCUGAUGGCCGCCUUUUGUUUGCAAAACAGGAUGAAAUGCUUCCUUUUCGUUCACAGCUUUCCUCUUUUCAUGUACAUAAUGUUUAGAGAUUGCAUAGGGGGAAGGGGUUCAUUGCAAGUAGCAAGUAAUUGGGUGUGGGUUUUUUAGGAUUAAACAAGAGAAUGUUUUUAGUUGUGGUUUUAAUAAGGUUGUACGUUCAACAUUUUUAAGAGUACCAGGUAGCUGUACCAUGUGCAUGUAAAUAACACAAAUUGCCUUGUCAGAUUCAGCUGGUCGGAGUUUUGAUUUAUAUUUUUGUUAUUUGGCUAUCAUGUGUCGCUCAUCAUUAGAACGUUAUCCGUAUGACAAUAUGAAGAGUGCAUGUGUUUAUUAUUGAAAAUAUUUGAUGUUUUUUAGAUCAUUGAGGGGUUUCUUGACAAUAUGCUGUUAAAUAUGUACUUUUCAUGAUGAUGUUGUAUAUAAAAAGACUUGAACAUUCACUUCAAGUAACAGCAAUUGUAAUUGAAAUAAAAUUCUGAAACCGAAA
Strongylocentrotus purpuratus (purple sea urchin) is the source of this 5670-nucleotide messenger RNA. Its product is annotated as leucine-rich repeat and WD repeat-containing protein 1. Gene Ontology annotation, biological process: chromatin organization; establishment of protein localization to chromatin; regulation of DNA-templated transcription. Lineage: Eukaryota; Metazoa; Echinodermata; Echinoidea; Camarodonta; Strongylocentrotidae. Gene Ontology annotation, molecular function: DNA binding; protein binding; chromatin binding. Gene Ontology annotation, cellular component: nuclear origin of replication recognition complex. The record is from RefSeq and is a predicted model, not a curated record. The transcript is spliced from 16 exons. Bases 107 to 3481 code for a protein of 1124 amino acids.